Fomitopsis serialis is the source of this 1208-nucleotide messenger RNA. RefSeq names its product cytochrome P450. The transcript is spliced from 3 exons. The annotation marks the transcript as partial. The record is from RefSeq and is a predicted model, not a curated record. Lineage: Eukaryota; Fungi; Basidiomycota; Agaricomycetes; Polyporales; Fomitopsidaceae. Gene Ontology annotation, molecular function: heme binding; oxidoreductase activity, acting on paired donors, with incorporation or reduction of molecular oxygen; iron ion binding.
GUCGUAACAAAGACUUCUUGGACUGUGGUGAUUUUGCCAACGACGUCAACAAAGGAGCCGCGGUGCUCGCCUUCGUUCCGGCAAUAUUGAAGCCGUCAGUCUGGCUACUCACCCCCGCCUUAUCGUAUCUGAAUGACGAACAGGUUCGUCGGACCGUUCUCCUGGCCGCGGUGGGUGAGGCGCCGCAUAUUGCCGAUUGUGAAGCCCAUACUGGACGAGCGGCAGAAGCAGCUGGAUCAAUACGGUAGGAAUGGGCCGACAAGCCAGUAAGUGGCAAUAUCGGACUGUUAUGUCGACCUGCAAUGACUACAUCCCACAGGAUGACUUCCUGAUGUGACCAUGGAGGAGCGAGACGUCAAGGGCUGGCCACGCAGAAGAUAUCCUGAUGCAGUCACUUCUCGGCAUCAAUUUUGCUUCCCUCCAUACAUCGACCAUCGGUCUCCUCAUGCGCUGUUUCACUUGGCUGCAAGCCCUGAGCAUGCCCAGCAUCUCCGUGAAGAGGCCGAUGUGUUCUGAAGGAAGACGGCUGGUCGAAAGCCGUGCUGGAACACAUGAUCAAGCUCGCAGCUUUCUCAAGGAAUCGCAGCAGCUCAACGGUAUCAGCGGGAUCACCAUAUUCCGCCGUGCGAUGAAAGACGUCACGCUUUCCGAUGGCACGUACGUCCCGGAGGGCACUAUAUUGGCUGCCGUCGCGACAGCCACGCAUCGCGAUGAGGCGAACUACGAGAACCCCAACGUAUUCGACCCAUUCCGCUUCUCUAGGCUGCGGGAGGAAGAGAGCGAGAGAACGAAGCAUCACUAUGUCACGACCUCCGCCAAGGACAUAGGCUUCGGUCACGGUAAACACGUGUGGUGUGUAUGCCCUUGUGCGCGGGCUUAGUUUGAAUGUGGCUGAGUUUAGGUGCGGCUGCAGCCCUGGACGGUUCUUCGCCGCCAACGAGCUGAAGAUUACGAUGGCAAAUAUUGUGUUGAACUACGAUGUGAAGUUUCAGGACGAGGGCCGAAGGCCGGAGAACGAGUGGAUUAGCUUUACUGUCAUGCCUUCUCAUAGUGCCCAUGUCAUGUUCGGGCAGCGGUCUGACUCCCCUUGCCGUAGCACUGGACGCUCUCGCAGCGAAAUAUUAUCCGAUCAUUCUAGUACUACUACUGCAUCACGGACGAGUCACUCACUGUAUUUUACCCACAAACCGAUCUCCGUAUGUUUCCCA